AUGGUCCGCAUCAUCCCUGGACGACUCAAGUCCAGCUCCUCCCUUCGCAACAGCCGCAGCAGCAGUCCUACGAGAAACAACAGCACCGGUAGCACCAACAGCAAGAUGGAUUUGAGUCCAAAGGAGAAUGGCUUGACCUUGAAGGUUGUCGUCAUGAAGGCUCGAAAUCUCGCCGCAAAAGACAGACGCGGCACGUCCGACCCGUACCUGGUCUUAACCCUCGGUGAUGCCAAAGUCACCACCCACGAGGUGCCCAAGACUCUCAAUCCGGAGUGGAACGUUAUCGAAGAACUCCCAGUAAAUUCGACCCAGAGCCUUCUUCUCGAUGUUAUAUGCUGGGACAAGGACCGCUUCGGCAAGGACUAUCUCGGCGAGUUCGACCUUGCUCUGGAGGAGAUAUUCGCCAAUGAGCAAACCGAGCAAGCCCCGAAAUGGUAUCCUCUCAAGAGCAAGAGACCGGGUAAGAAGACGAGUGUUGUGUCUGGCGAGGUCAUGCUCCAGUUCACCCUUUUCGACCAGUCCAACACGGCCGCUACCCACGAACAAAUAUUCGAGAAGCUCAAUGCUCUGCUCAAUCUACUACCCGCGGGUUCCCGACAAAUUACACCGACCAUGACACCCCUCAUUCAGCCAGUCCAGAAUAUGAGGCUUAGCGGAACAGCUCAGUCACCCCCACUGUCGCGUAAUCAGACCGACGCUUACCAAGAAGACGAUGAUGACGAUGAUCUCGAUAUCGAAGAUGACACCCCCGAGGACGAUGAUCCCAGCAAGCCCGAAGUCGCCGAGAAACGGAAGCGCCGUCUGAGGAUCAAGGGGUUGAAGAAGAAGAGGAGAGACCAAACAUACGAAUUCAAUAAUAGUGGAAGCGACGUUGUGGGAGUCAUCUACCUCGAAGUCUUGAACAUCACGGAUCUGCCUCCCGAACCCAACUCGACCCGGACUACAUUUGACAUGGAUCCUUUCGUCGUCGCAUCACUCGGCAAGAAGACAUAUCGAACGAAGCGAGUGCGGCACAAUCUGAACCCGGUUUUCAAUGAAAAGAUGAUUUUCCAAGUACAGGGCCACGAGCAAACAUACUCGUUCUCCUUUACUGUGAUGGACCACGACAAGUAUUCUGGGAACGACUUCAUUGCCGACUGCUCAUUGCCUAUUAGGGAGCUUAUUGACAAAACCCCCAAGGCAGAUCCCGAAACUGGUCUGUACGAUGUUCCCGAACCCCAUGAGUAUGUGGCCCCUCAACAACGCCGCUUCAAGAAGCUCGCGAUGUCCCGUACGUCGUCUUCCCAAAGCUUAAGCAAGGUGCGACCUGGCUUGUCGAAGAAUGCAAGCAGUGCGUCCACGAUUACCCAGACCGGAACGCCAACACCAACGCCUCCCGCCCAGGGCUCGACUUUGACCACGGAGUCUCUGUCUCCUGAGCAAGCUCUUGCAGGAGCCGGUGCGCAGACUGCUGAACUAGAGGCUGACGACGCUGAAUUCCACGACUUCAGUGUCUCCUUAAAGAUGAAGGAUGCCAAGAAGUGGGAGGCCAAGCACAAUCCGGUCCUCUAUAUCCGCGCCAAAUACGUCCCCUACCCGGCGUUGCGUCAGCAAUUCUGGAGAUCGAUGCUCAAACAAUACGACACCGACGAGAGCGGCCGCAUCAGCAAGAUUGAGCUGACUACGAUGCUCGAUACCCUCGGAUCGACGUUGCGCGAGUCAACUAUUGACAGCUUUUUCCAGCGAUUUCCUCACAGAGCUCAAGGCGAUGACAUUUCGGACCUAACGUUCGACGAAGCUGUGAUAUGCUUGGAGGAUCAGUUGGAGGCCAAGAGCCGCCCGCAACUCACCAUCGCAGACAGAAUGAAGGGCAUGAUGCCCGAUGCCGACAAAGUCAAGAAUCUGCUUUCUGCUCAGGGUACCAGCAGCGCUCCCAGUAGUCUACCGGCAGAAGGGUCUAGCUCAUCCGAGGGAACACUUGACGUACCAGAGCUUAGCACUCCAGGAGAGGAAGGUGACUUGCUCGACAGGGACGACUUGGCUGAGGAUCGUGCUGGCGAAGAGCAUGUGGUCGAAAUCAGAGAAUGCCCCAUCUGUCACCAGCCGCGCUUGAACAAGCGCAAGGAUACCGACAUUAUCACUCACAUUGCGACGUGUGCAAGCCAGGAUUGGAGACAAGUCAAUAAUCUGGUCAUGGGCGGCUUUGUCACCGCCAGCCAGGCCCAGCGCAAGUGGUACUCCAAGGUCAUUACGAAGAUCUCAUAUGGUGGCUACAAGCUCGGUGCCAACUCGGCCAAUAUCCUUGUUCAAGAUCGAAUCACUGGCCAAAUCAACGAGGAAAAGAUGAGCGUGUACGUCAGACUGGGUAUUCGCCUAUUGUACAAGGGACUCAAGUCGAGCAACAUGGAGACCAAGCGAAUUCGCAAGAUGCUCAAGAGCAUGAGCGUUAAGCAGGGUAAGAAGUUUGACGACCCGGCUUCGAAGGCUGAGAUCCCCAAGUUCAUUGAGUUUCAUCGCCUCGACAUGUCCGAGGUGCGCCGCCCGAUGGAGGAGUUCAAGAACUUCAACGAGUUCUUCUACAGAGCUCUGAAGCCUGAUGCUCGCCCUUGCUCCGCCCCUGAUCGUCCGGACGUCGUCGUCUCCCCUGCCGACUGCCGUAGCGUUGUCUUCAACAGUGUUAGCCAGGCGACCAAGGUUUGGAUCAAGGGCCGCGAGUUCUCCAUUAAGCGUUUGCUUGGUGACGCUUAUCCCGAAGACGUGAAGCGCUUUGAGAAUGGUGCUCUUGGUAUCUUCCGGUUGGCGCCGCAGGACUACCAUCGCUUCCACAUCCCUGUUGAUGGUGUUUUGGACAAACCGAAAACGAUUGCCGGAGAAUACUAUACGGUCAAUCCGAUGGCUAUUCGCUCGGCUCUCGAUGUCUACGGCGAGAACGUUCGAGUUCUUUGUCCAAUCGACAGUCCGACACACGGCCGCGUCAUGGUCAUAUGUGUUGGUGCCAUGAUGGUUGGUAGUACUGUGAUCACCCAGAACGAGGGUGCCCAAGUGAAGCGUGCCGACGAACUAGGCUACUUCAAGUUUGGUGGCAGCACGAUUGUUUUGCUGUUUGAACCUGGCAAGAUGAAGUUUGACGAUGAUCUGACUGACAACUCCAAUGGAGCUCUCGAGACUCUGGUUCGCGCAGGCAUGUCUGUCGGACACGCUCCCGAUCAGCCUCAGUGGGGUCCCGAUAUGCGGAAAGACGCAAAGGACGUCACCGAUGCUGAAAAGAAGGACGCCAAACGCCGUAUAGGAGGCAGCCUCGGAAGUGAGGAGUCAUCCAGUGGCGAAGAGACACCGAACGCAAGCGCCGGCAUCAAUACGCACGCUGCGUCGGCCAUGUAG
Colletotrichum orchidophilum is the source of this 3360-nucleotide messenger RNA. RefSeq names its product phosphatidylserine decarboxylase. Gene Ontology annotation, molecular function: calcium ion binding; phosphatidylserine decarboxylase activity. The record is from RefSeq and is a predicted model, not a curated record. The transcript is spliced from 5 exons. Gene Ontology annotation, biological process: phospholipid biosynthetic process. Bases 1 to 3360 code for a protein of 1119 amino acids. NCBI's taxonomy places the organism in Eukaryota, Fungi, Ascomycota, Sordariomycetes, Glomerellales, Glomerellaceae.